This is a messenger RNA of Drosophila serrata, 1127 nucleotides long. It is a transcript of the gene Arv1, whose product is annotated as ACAT-related protein required for viability 1. Gene Ontology annotation, biological process: sterol metabolic process; regulation of plasma membrane sterol distribution; intracellular sterol transport. NCBI's taxonomy places the organism in Eukaryota, Metazoa, Arthropoda, Insecta, Diptera, Drosophilidae. Gene Ontology annotation, cellular component: cortical endoplasmic reticulum; Golgi apparatus. The record is from RefSeq and is a predicted model, not a curated record.
GAUUUUAUUUUAACUAAAUUUUAGCUAAAUGCUCAUUAGAGUCUAAAAAAUUUCAACUUAGCUUCCGUUAUCAUAGGUUAGACAACAUUUUGUUAAGCACUUCUACUACAUGAGCUAAAUUUAAUUGUUUUAAAUCGUAUCGGAGGGAAUACCCUAAAUUUUAUAAGCUGGGACUUUUGCUGAAUUGAAACUUUUGUUAAUUAUCGGUAUACGGUUACACUAAACAGCUGAUGAAUGUUUGUUUAUUUACCGGAUGAAGACCUACACUAAAAGUACUUUGAUAAGAUGACUGAAAAAAAGCGCUUUGUAUGCAUUAAUUGUGGCCAUGGAGUUAAGGAACUUUUCAAAAAAUACAGCAACACCCUAAAAACCACCCAUUGUGAGAAAUGUCAUCAGAUAACGGAUAAGUACAUUGAAUUUGAGGAAUUUAUUAUUUUAAUAGAUGCCCUUUUGUUGGAUUCAUUUGCUUUUCGACACAUCAUAUAUAACGGGGAAUUUAAGAUAUACUGGAAGGUUUCGUUGGUGGUGCUGCUAGUGGAAUCCUUUGCGCUGUGCCGACAAAAGCUCACAGAUCCGCCACAAGCCGACUUGCAUAUCCACGAGAAAGGUUUCUAUACAUAUACGCUUCAAAAUAUAGGAGACUAUUUGCUCAUGACGUUGCUACUGUUGAUGAUCACUGCUACCCUCAGCAUUGAAUGGAUGAAGAAAAUGGGCGUUCGUAAAUUUACAUUAAUUAUUUUCAAAGUCGUUUUGAUUUCUAACCUAUCAAAGUUCUUUCUUUUGCCAAUACUGGUAUGGCGCAACAAUACAACAGUAUUUGGAAGAAGCUUGCACCACCUUUUGGUUAUGGGCCACCACCUUUGUUCACUGGUCCUUGCCUACGAGGCUGUUGGAGCAACUAGGAAGGUUUUCCGAUGGUGGGCAUUUACAUUGGUAGUUCUUGCAUUUAUUUUAAAAGAGACCACAAGGCAUUUUGUCUCUCUUGUGCUGGAAGAUAACUUUACGUAAAAACUAAAGGAAAGUUAGUUGAAAAAACCAUUUAGGUCGGGAACCCUUACAAAUUAUACUCAUGUCAACUACCAAAUAAAGAAGAAAAAAACUAAAACAUGCAUACAUAAAGCUAUAAA